Molecule: messenger RNA, 1737 nt
Organism: Lacerta agilis (Sand lizard)
Lineage: Eukaryota; Metazoa; Chordata; Lepidosauria; Squamata; Lacertidae
Gene: UCK2
Product: uridine-cytidine kinase 2
Exons: 7
Coding region: 38-844 (268 amino acids)
Cellular component (GO): cytoplasm; cytosol
Molecular function (GO): kinase activity; ATP binding
Source: RefSeq, a predicted model, not a curated record
CCGAGGAGGCGCCGGCCGCAGGAGAGCGGGAUCGGCCAUGGCCGGCGACAGCGAGCAGGGCGUGCAGGGCCGCGGGAGGCCGCCCGGCGACGGAGCAGGCGGCGGCGGCGGCGAGCCUUUCCUCAUCGGGGUCGGCGGAGGGACCGCCAGCGGCAAGUCCUCUGUCUGUGCCAAAAUAGUCCAACUGCUUGGUCAGAAUGAAGUAGACCAUCGCCAGAAACAGGUGGUGAUUCUGAGCCAGGACAGCUUCUAUCGUGUGCUCAGUACAGAGCAAAAAGCCAAAGCUCUCAAAGGCCAGUUCAACUUUGACCACCCAGAUGCCUUUGACAAUGAGCUGAUCGUCAAAACUCUUAGGGAGAUAUUGGAAGGGAAAACAGUUCAGAUCCCCGUUUAUGACUUUGUCUCUCAUUCUCGCAAAGAAGAGGCAGUGACUGUGUACCCUGCUGAUGUGGUGCUGUUUGAGGGCAUCCUGGCCUUCUACAACCAAGAGGUUCGGGACCUGUUCCAGAUGAAGCUCUUUGUGGACACAGAUGCAGAUACCCGACUCUCCCGCAGGGUUCUCCGAGACAUAAGUGAGAGAGGCAGGGACCUGGAGCAGAUCUUAUCUCAGUAUAUUACAUUUGUGAAGCCAGCCUUUGAAGAAUUCUGCUUGCCUACCAAGAAGUAUGCUGAUGUGAUUAUCCCAAGGGGCGUGGAUAAUCUUGUGGCCAUCAAUCUGAUUGUGCAGCACAUCCAGGACAUUCUGAAUGGAGGCCUUGGCAAGCGCCAGUCCAACGGUUGCCUGAAUGGCUACACUCCUCCCCGCCUGCAGCAGCACUCAGAAGCAAGCAGCCGGCCACAUUGACCUCAGGGCUGCUGCCUUAGGAACUGAAUGCCCUUGGUUCCUGCCCUGUAUUUACAGCCCCAUGUACAAACACACUUGCCGGGCUUGAUGGCUUCUUUUCUGUCUGAUGGAUAAAUGGAUGAGUCUGUGCUGAGGACUCUUGCUUCCGUGGUCAGAUUUUGCCUUCCGAUGGUGGCUCUGCUCCAAACUCCAGCAUGGGGCAAUACAUUCCUACAGUGAGGAUGCUAAUGAUUUCCAGGUUUUGUGGAAUGGAAAGGUGGCAUCCCUGUCUUUGGGGGAGAUCGUGCUGUGUGCAAGGCAUGGGGGGAAAGAAUUGAACCAGAACUGGGCCCCCAAAUGGCUUUGCCACUAGCUUCAAAUCACACCUGGACCUCAGGUUUGUAUUACCAGCUAAGAAGGGAGGGAAGGGGGAAGGAAAGCAUCAUUUUUGGCUUGAGCUUUCAGAAAUGUAGGUCAUUGGGCUCUGAUAUGAUGAGAGAUGGGGGAGUUGUUAAGAGACAAGGGUUUCAACUGGUCUCACCUGGGCUGAGAACGCCCGUUUUCACCCCCCUACCGCUGAGCAAUAGUUUUGCAAUGGGCUAAUCUUUAAGUGAUGAGAGCAAGGCAGACACAGCUCCAAGUGCUGCUUGGCCUUAAGCCUCCACCCAUGUGACUGUACGGCCACAUACUCUCUGCCUUCCCAAGUAUUCCUGAGCUAGCCUCAGAACUGGUAUUCAGCUGAUGCCUUUGGAUCAUCAGAAGUUCUGCAUGUUCAUCCUAGUGGUGCUGAACACAAGAGUGUUGUGUGUCCGUCCCAGCCAGGGAGCAAUGUAUAGAUAGUGACUUGGGUGAGCAGGGCUAAUAGUGAGCAUUUCUGACUGGGCCCUGGGAAUGAAUGGGGAGUGACCAGGACA